CAAUAUAAUAGUUUUUGGCUUCAAAUUUAUAUUUACUUUAAAAUUAACUACAUCUUGCAACCACAAAUUUGUUUGUUACGAGUCAGCUGACGCGCUGAAUUAAUUUGGCAUUAGUUUCGCAAUAUGGCAUUACGGCUAUCUACCGUAUUUGGUAAAUUUCGAAUAACUUUCAGGAGGCAAUUUAGCACGGCCGUUGGUUUCUCCUAUGCUUAUAAGCCAUGGAAUCGCAACUAUCCCACACAAACGCCAACAAAUGUGCGUCAAUCACAUGAACCAAGUAAAAAGCGUGGAAAGUAUAAAAUUGUGAUGGUUCGUCAUGGAGAAUCUGAAUGGAAUAAAAGCAAUCAGUUUUGCGGUUGGUAUGAUAGCGCGCUUAGUGAAAAGGGAUUAGAUGAGGCAAAAGCAGCAGCAAAAGCUUUAAAGAAUGCGGGCUAUAAAUUUGACUACGCUCAUACCUCUCUACUUUGUAGAGCUAUCAUCACACUGGACAUAAUAUUGAAAGAAAUUGGACAAACGGAUAUACCCAUUUGUAAAACAUGGCGUCUAAAUGAGCGUCAUUAUGGUAAUCUCAUUGGGUUAAAUAAAGCCGAAACGGCUGCAAAAUAUGGUGAAAAGCAAGUUCAAAUAUGGCGCAGAAGCUUUGCUACGCCUCCUCCGCCCAUGGAAAAGGAUCAUCCGUACUACAAUAACAUUGUUAACGAUGAACGUUAUAGAGAUGGUCCUAAAAGAGAGGAGUUUCCCAUGUUUGAAUCACUGAAACUCACUAUAGAGCGAACGCUACCCUAUUGGAAUGAAGUAAUAGUACCGCAAAUAAAAGAAGGCAAACUGAUUAUUAUUUCGGCUCAUGGAAAUAGUCUGCGAGGAAUAGUUAAGCAUUUAGAUAAUCUAUCCGAAGAUCAAAUAAUGGCACUGAAUUUACCCACUGGUAUACCGUUUAUUUAUGAAUUGGAUGAGUGCAUGAGACCAGUUGUUUCCAUGAAAUUUUUAGGCGAUGAAGAAACUGUACGAAAAGCAAUGGAAGCUGUUGCUGCGCAAGGAAAAGCCAAGUAGAUUCGACGCUAUCAAAAUUAUAUGCAAUAUGUAAUACAGAUUAACUGAAGAAAAUUAUAAAGUUUGUCCAAGUCUAAAUCAAAUGAAAAAAAACGUAAAAUUGACACUUAUUCUAGGAUCGCAUUAUAAGUAAUUAUAAAAUAUAAUCUGUAUUCGGCAAAAGUACUAUGUCAUCUUUUCAUCUUGUGAAAUGCAUCUCUUCAAAUUCCCACUUGCUGAAUAGCUGAAU
Molecule: messenger RNA, 1279 nt
Organism: Bactrocera latifrons
Lineage: Eukaryota; Metazoa; Arthropoda; Insecta; Diptera; Tephritidae
Product: phosphoglycerate mutase 1-like
Exons: 2
Coding region: 124-1050 (308 amino acids)
Biological process (GO): glycolytic process
Molecular function (GO): intramolecular phosphotransferase activity
Source: RefSeq, a predicted model, not a curated record